Messenger RNA from Camelina sativa (false flax), 3027 nucleotides. NCBI's taxonomy places the organism in Eukaryota, Viridiplantae, Streptophyta, Magnoliopsida, Brassicales, Brassicaceae. The record is from RefSeq and is a predicted model, not a curated record.
CCCUUUUCCUCUCCUCCGUUUCUUCCUCUUCCCUUAAAAGCUCUCUCUCUCUUUCUUCUCUCUCAAGUGCUCUGCUCUGUGUUGUUUUCGUCGUCUCUCGUCUUCAGCACAACAACGAACGACUAGAGAUGGAUUCUGAUGAAGCGAGUGGGAGUGGCGUAAAGCAAGAUGGAGGGUUACCACCACCUCCGCCUCUCGUUCCAACAGAUUUUGUCCCUGAACUGGUGCCUGUCAAAAAGAACCUUCUUCUCCCAAUGGCUCGUAGAGGUAGCGGGACCAAAGGACAGAAGAUUCCUCUUCUUACUAAUCACUUUGGAGUCAAGUUCAACAAACCUACCGGUUACUUCUUUCACUACAGUGUUGCUAUCUCAUAUGAAGAUGGCCGUCCAGUGGAGGCUAAAGGUAUAGGCAGAAAGAUUCUUGACAAAGUUCAGGAUACCUAUCAGAGUGAUUUGGGUUCCAAAUACUUUGCUUAUGAUGGCGAGAAGACUCUCUUCACUGUUGGUGCUCUUCCCAGCAACAAACUUGACUUCUCUGUUGUUCUUGAAGAUGUACCUUCUAGCAGAAAUAACUCUGGAAAUGACACAAACGACGCUGAUAGGAAAAGAUCAAGGCGUCCCACCCAAUCUAAGAAAUUCAUGGUUGAGAUAAGUUAUGCUGCAAAGAUCCCCAUGCAGGCUAUUGCAAGCGCUCUUCAAGGGAAGGAGACAGAGAAUCUUCAAGAUGCUAUAAGAGUGCUGGAUGUUAUUUUGCGCCAAAGUGCAGCUAAGCAAGGUUGCCUCCUUGUUCGCCAGUCAUUUUUCCACAAUGACGUAAAGAACUUUGUUCCAAUUGGUGGAGGUGUGAGUGGUUGUAGAGGCUUCCAUUCAAGUUUCAGAACUACUCAGGGAGGCUUGUCCUUGAAUAUUGACACUUCAACUACCAUGAUAGUACAACCUGGACCUGUGGUUGAAUUCCUACAAGCAAACCAGAACAAGAGAGAUCCAUCUGGUGUGGACUGGAACAAGGCUAAACGUGUUCUCAAGAAUCUGAGGGUCAAAGUUACCCUAUCAAACAGAGAAUACAAAAUCAGCGGCCUAAGUGAGCAAAAAUGCAAAGAUCAGAUGUUUACAUGGAGGAGACCUAACGACAAGGGAGAAUUUGAGGAGGUUGAGAUCACAGUGCUCAACUAUUAUAAGGAACGUAACAUUGAUGUGCGAUCUUCAGCUGAAUUUCCUUGCAUCAAUGUUGGUAAGCCGAAGCGUCCCACUUACUUCCCCAUUGAGUUCUGUGAUCUUGUGUCCCUACAACGAUACACAAAAUCACUUACCAAUUUUCAGAGGGCUGCGCUAGUAGAAAAGUCUAGGCAGAAGCCACCAGAAAGAAUGGCUUCUCUAACCAAAGGUCUACAAGACAGCAAUUAUAAUGCUGACCCUGUGUUGCAAGAUAGUGGUGUCAGCAUUAUAUCUAACUUCACCCAAGUGGAGGGCCGCAUUCUACCAACACCAAAUCUGAAAGUGGGCAAUGGAAUGGACUUAAGGCCAAACAAUGGGCGUUGGAACUUUAAUAAUAAGAAACUUGUUGAGCCAACGACGGUUACUAGAUGGGCUGUUGUGAACUUCUCUGCUCGUUGUGAUACAAAUGGGCUCAUUCGUGACUUGAUUAGAUGUGGACAGGCGAAAGGAAUUAACGUAGAGCAUCCAUUCAAGGAUGUCAUUACUGAAAAUCCUCAGUUUAGGAAUGCACCAGCUACUAAGAGAGUGGAGAAUAUGUUUGAGCAGAUAAAAUCCAAACUCCCAGGGCCGCCUCUGUUCCUUCUUUGCAUACUCUCUGAAAGGAAAAACUCUGAUGUUUAUGGUCCUUGGAAGAAAAAGAAUCUUGUUGAUCUUGGAAUUGUGACUCAGUGCAUUGCUCCUACAAGAGUGAACGAUCAGUAUCUCACCAAUGUUCUUCUAAAGAUAAAUGCCAAGCUUGGUGGACUGAACUCUAUGCUAGCUAUGGAGCGCUCUCCAGCAAUGCCAAAAGUAACCCAAGUCCCUACCAUCAUUGUUGGGAUGGAUGUAUCCCAUGGUUCCCCGGGAAUGUCUGAUAUACCAUCAAUUGCUGCGGUUGUAAGCUCCAGACAAUGGCCACUCAUCUCAAAAUACAAGGCAUGUGUACGCACACAAUCACGCAAAAUGGAAAUGAUUGACAAUCUCUUCAAACUUGUCUCUGACAAAGAUGAAGGAAUGUUCAGGGAGCUCUUGCUCGACUUUUACUUCAGUUCAGAGAAGAGGAAACCAGAGCACAUCAUCAUUUUCAGGGAUGGUGUGAGUGAGUCUCAGUUCAAUCAAGUUCUUAAUAUUGAAUUGGAUCAGAUGAUGCAGGCCUGUAAGUUUCUGGAUGAAAAUUGGAAUCCAAAGUUUACAGUGAUUGUUGCCCAGAAGAACCACCAUACCAAGUUCUUUCAGAGCAGAGGCCCUGAUAAUGUUCCACCAGGAACAAUAAUUGACAGCCAGAUCUGCCACCCACGCAACAAUGAUUUCUAUCUCUGUGCCCAUGCUGGGAUGAUUGGAACUACAAGGCCAACUCAUUACCAUGUGCUCUAUGAUGAGAUUGGAUUUGCAACAGAUGACCUCCAAGAACUUGUGCAUUCUCUAUCCUAUGUCUACCAGAGGAGCACCACUGCCAUCUCAGUCGUUGCACCCAUUUGCUAUGCUCAUUUGGCAGCUGCGCAAAUGGGAACGGUGAUGAAGUAUGAAGAGAUGUCUGAGACUUCAAGCAGCCAUGGCGGGAUCACCACACCUGGGGCUGUCCCUGUGCCUCCCAUGCCGCAGCUGCAUGGUAAGGUUGCAACCUCGAUGUUCUUCUGUUGAUGGAGAACAGUCCACGAACUUUAAAUGCCCCCUAUUUUGUUUAAAUCUUCUCUGGGAUCGAUGUCUCAUAAUUGUUUUUCGUCGACCCUUCAACUUUGAUACUCUUUUUGAUACUCUUUAUGUUUCUGUUUUUCCUGGGCGUUGUUGGUUGGAUCUUAUUAUGCUUUAUAAUCAAGUUUGGUAUUUUAAGACA